GCGCCCAUAGACUCUGGAUUUAUUUAUUUUUGUCUAGUCUUAAAUGUCAAGGCAUGAACUAAAGCUUGGAAGACGUUUGAAUGAUAAAAAAUCUGUAUCCAUCUUUAGAAAUGUCGUCUAUUCAAUAGACAGUUCACUUGAAUCAACUACAAGAACACGCUUGAUCAACCUACUUGAGAGCAAUGGUGCAGUUUCCGCAGAUAACGAUAAUACAUUCAACUUGUACGUGUCUUUAGAAAAGAGUUUAGAUCAGCCUAAUGUGCAUUCUGUCACUCCUCUUUGGAUAGAAACAGCCAUUACUAAUGGAUUUGUACAUGAGACACAAUAUUACUCACCAUCCAAACCUAACCAGUUCUUAUCAGGUGUUGUCUUGUUUAUUUUAGACAUAUCUGAAGUAGACGUCCAAAGAUUGACUGAAGAGAUAAGGGAACAUGGAGGACAAGUCCGUAAUGAUCUGACAGAAGAUAUCACACACUUGCUUUGUAUUAACCCAAGAGGAGCAGAAUAUCAACACUGUAUAGACCAUCGCAUUCCGGUAGUGUUACCACAAUGGCUAGAUGACUGUUUAAGAUUUGGAGAAAAGAUAGAUAUCACUUCAUAUCGGUUUCCAACUCCCACUGUAUAUAACCCAACAUUACCUGCAACCAUUCAUCCAUAUCCAAAUCAAGAUCAUCUAAAAGAUGCUACAGAUUGUACAGUUUUAGCAGAUCAAGUCAUAUACUUUGGUACUGAUAUCCACGUCAAGGACAAUUUUAAAUCUCGAUUGAUUCAAUGUAUAAAACGUGCUGGAGGAGCAGUAUCAACUGACUAUGAUACCCCUGUUACCAUUGUCAUCUUGAAGCAUCGAUCAACAGAAGAAGGCAUUCAGGCAUUUCAGGAUAACAAGACCAUUGCAAGCCUGUGGUGGCUAACCAACACACUAGCACGAGGAUAUGUGCUGUCGCCUUUGAGUACUCUUCUGGACUAUCCUGUUCCACAAGGAGGUAUUCCCGGUAUGGACCAUUUACAUGUCUCUAUCACAGGAUACAGAGACGUGCCCAGAGACUUUCUUCGAAGGCUCAUCAUUCAUACAGGCGCCGUUUUCAAUCCUUUGAUGGACCAACAGGCGACACAUUUGAUUUGUGGAUCGAAAAAGAGCGAUAAAUAUAAAGAGGCACUCAACAGAAGCAUGACGAUCGUCAAUCAUAUCUGGCUUGAAGAAUGCUAUCAGCAGUGGAAGAUAUUAGAUUGUGGUCACAAACGAUAUGGAUAUAUUCCAGAAAAGAGUAACGUAUUAAAUCAAACAGUGGGUAGAACCCAUCUGUUGCAUGAUAAAGCAAAGCUCUGGAUGAAUCCUCAGACAGUGCCAGAUUAUUCAAGGUCUAAGCAUAUUUAUGAAAUCAUCAAUGUUAACGAAAAGGGAUCCAUUGAUAUUGUCAAUCCAAGAAAAGCAGCAGUCAAGGCAAUACGUGUCCUAAGUAACAUUGUGAUGCCUGAUAUGAACGCAUAUGAAAAAGAGGUAAAGUCUUCCAAUUGGCCAAGUCAUAAGAAGCAAAAGACAUAAUGCAUAUUGUAAAAGAAAU
Molecule: messenger RNA, 1562 nt
Organism: Rhizopus microsporus ATCC 52813
Lineage: Eukaryota; Fungi; Mucoromycota; Mucoromycetes; Mucorales; Rhizopodaceae
Product: BRCT domain-containing protein
Exons: 6
Coding region: 44-1543 (499 amino acids)
Source: RefSeq, a predicted model, not a curated record